AAUUUUGAUGAUAAUGUGCUGAAACGCUAGAUUGACUUCGAUCUCAAAUCUCAAUAUUAUUUUUUCGUAAAUAUAUUUCAGAGGACGAAGUACUUCGGGUUAUUGAAAAAAAUAUAUAUAUUAUUGAAAUUUUAAUAAAUACCGCUGUAUAUACUAUCAGAGUAAAUCCAGAGCUACAUAUAUUAUAUAAACAUUUUAUAAAAUGGCAUCAGGAACGGCUACAGGUACAUCAGCAGGUGGCUCCGGGAGUGACUGCGAAGGGGAGGAGCCCGAAGACCCCUCCUCCUCCCUGCAUGAACAGGUCCAGGAUAUAGCCAGUACCCUUACCAACUUGAAUGUACAGGAUAAUGCUCAGGAUAGCGGCGUGGAUGAGUUGUCGGCUUUCCGUCAGCAAUGGCAGCGGGAGCUGGAGUCCACGACUACCCCGCAGAGGGAGCUCCGCCCCGCCAGCCAGAAGCCGGCUGUGGCUGACCAGGAACAGGAGCCAUUGACUGAUGAGGACAAGGCCAAACAGCUGUUCUUGAACGCCGUGGAGCUGGAGCGCGGCGGCAAGCUGUACGAGGCCAUCCAGCAGUACAAGCGCGCCAUGCAGAUCCUGCCAGACGUCGAGACACGACUCUACGACGAGCUGAGGACUGAUACUCCCGAAGGAGAAGAAUCUGAGACAGAGGAAGUAGCUCGCGUAGACAACGCACACCCCAGUGAUGACGAAGACGCCGUGGAAGGCGAGGACCUGCUGGCGCGCCUGCAGCGGAUCGUCGCCAGGAAGGGCGUGCUGUGCGAGCAGGAACACCCCGCCAAGGGCGCGCACGUGUCGUGGCUGCCGUACGAGGUGGUGCAGGUGGUGCUGCGCUGGGUGGUGAGCGCGGAGCUGGACGCGGGCUCGCUGGAGCGCGCCGCCGCCGUGUGCCGCGGCCUGUACGUGGCCGCCCGCGAGCCCGACAUCUGGCGCUCGCUCUGUGUCAAGACUUGGGGCAUCGACUGCGGUACGCCCCGGACAAGCGGCUUCAGCUCGUGGCGACAGAUGUACGUGGAGCGGCCGCGGCUGCAGCUGCACGGCGUCUACAUCAGCAAGACCACAUACAUCCGACACGGAGAGAACAGCUUUCAGGACCAGUUCUACAGACCCUGGUACCUCAUAGACUACUAUAGAUACCUCAGAUUUUUCCCGGAUGGCCUGGUGCUGAUGUACACGACGGCGGAGGAACCCGCAGUGAGCGUGGGUCACCUGAAGUACCGUCUCGCUAAGCCCGGACUCGGCAUCAUGACCGGACAUUACCGGCUUAUCGGUGAUAAGGUGGUGAUAAUGAUAAAGAAAACAAACCAGGAUAAGAAGCAGAGCCUGGCCAGCAACACGCGCUUCCGUCCGCGACGCAAGGAGGUCGAGCAGCCGCAGGAACAGACCUUCCACAUGGAGCUAGAGCUCCGCAGCGUCCGCUCGCGCCGCAACGCGCAGCUCGUGUGGCGGCGCUACAGCGUGUGCUCGCGCCGCGACCAGUGGACGCACUUCGACCUGUCGCCCGGCAAGUUCCCGCCCUUCGCCUUCUCGCGCGUCAGGAACUUCACCGCCGAGUCGCACGCGCCGCUGCUCACCACGCACGCCUACACCUAGCCGGAAUUAAAUGCUGACGGGCUGCAGUCCAGUGACUCGGAGUGAAGUGAGUGACACUAUCUACACAUAUGUAGCUAGUUAUGUAUAAGACGGUCGGACGGUUAUACAACUGUUUUCAUACUGAUUCUAUUAUACACUAAACUUUUAUUUCGAUAACUAAUGUGUUCGAGUGAUUUAUAACAGGUCUUCUUGGUUGACUGGAUUGUUGUCAUAUUUUUUUUAUUCCGUGUGGCAACAUUUACUUUUCAAAAUUUACAACGCUGUAAUCUUUGACUGGUAAAAAAAAUAUAGUUCAAAUAAAAAAACUUGUGUACAAUAUAAUCAGUAGGAACAUUUGUAUUGUAAUGUAAGUUAAAUUCUAAUGUCAAGUACAGUUGUGAUGGUUAUAAGUAUAGAGCAAUGCUUGUGAAGUGUUGUGAGUUAGUCAGUCUUGUCAUGCGUCAUAAUAAACAUACAGAUAGACACUUGGACUAGGUCUGAGAGACCUUUAACCUUAAAGUAGCAACUUAGAGUAGAUAAAGUAGCAUGCAAGUGGUCGACUACCAUUACUUUAAAGGAGAACUUUCGAUGUUGUGAAAGAGAGACGCCGCUAUAUGUUCUGUAUUGUUAUCUCGCUCCCACAACAGGCAGUUGGAGGCCACUAUAUAUAUGUAACAAGUGAAAGUGAAGAACAAUUGAAUGAUGCGCUGGCUCUGCCUAUGCGAAUAUGUUGACUAAUAUUAACAAAACACGAACGUUUUUCGUGUUUAACAUAUUUAUAACCAGAUGUAACGUUUUGAUUGUUAUUAUCCUGCUGCUAAACAAAAUACUUUGUAUAACGUGUAACAAAAAUGUCCGGGCAUUUUUAAUAGCGUUCCUGUGAAUGACAAUCUUUAAUUUACUUAAUAGUCGAUUUGCAACAAACAUUACAAUACAAAAUUGUUGACAGAUUCCUGUUUUGAUUAAACUUAUUAAUAUCUCUCAUCAGGAGCAUUAUUACAAAAAUGCCCGGGCAUUUUCGUUAUGCGUUGCAUAAUUAUAGCAUUACUUAUCUACAUAACAUAAAAAAGAAAUGUAUUUUUAUAAGUCGAUGUCACAUGUUCCUUAUUUAUAUACAAACAUAGCUAAAUAGACUUACUCGAGUAAUAACCGUAUUUAUGUAUGUCAAAUAUACACUUCUAAGGCAAUAUAGUUAAGUACUGCUUGGUCCAUUUUUAUUCAGUGGUUAUAGCUUCAAUACCGCUUUCAGAACACCUACCACGUGUUCUUCACAGGCAGGGAACCAAUCCUCAAAGAAGGUUGUAUACCGAACCACCCGAAAAUCAGACAAGUGCAAGUCUGAUUUCGAAUUUGAAUGACACAACUUUGAUAACUUAUUUCCUUUUUUUUCUAAGCAUCAGGCCAAAAUGAUGGGGAUUAGGAAUGCAUGUCGUUUGACUUGUCGCUCUUGUCGAAUGUGAAUGUAUGACGUUACAAAUAAAUAAGGGGUGGGCGGAUGGUGGGCCCAUCCGCGCCUAGCUCUUAAAGCAAUGCUUAUUUCGACUUGUGGUUAUGGUUUAAGUUAUUUUAUCGCGGCUCUAUGCCGAUUCUAGCUUCAAUAAUCAAAAUAUAAUUUAAAUGCUUCUACAUUUAAAUACGGACUAAGAUUGUGGUAGGUUAGGUAGUCCAUGAAAAUAGAUAUAUUUUUUCAAGAAAACCAGUCAAUUUUAAUAAACAAAUGUUCACUACUCAGAUGUGAGAGUUGAUUUUUCGGAUUAUUUCUUUUGAAGUUCCUAUAUUUUCAAGCACAAAUAUAAGCAAGAAGCUUUGCCUGUAUAGAAGCGGUAUUUUAAGCAACCUUUGUUUUAAUACUUUGUAUAAGGUAUAUCUAACAAUAAAGACAUAUGUAUACUGUAGCUACCUGUAUUGUAAACUAAUCAUAUUUAUACGUGUAACCUACUCUUUAUUUUCUCUGUAACACUAUCAAUUUAAUAAGGGAAAGUUGAAGUUUAGUUUUGGACGCCAUUUUCUAUAAAAAUAAAUACAUUUAUUUUGUUUUAGGAAUGAAAAGUUUCGUAAAGAAAAUUCAGAGUUCGUAUAAUCGAAAUAAUUUUGCGUCUUCGCUUUCUAUGCGAUCAUUUUAUAAGAUAAUUAUAAUAUAGUAUAUAAUAAUAUUUAGAAAAAUAGCCAGCAAUAAAUAUAGUGCUAAAGCUUUUGCUUUUUGCAUAGAAAAAAUAAACUUUCGUCUUCUAUCUUGCCUUAUUAAUUACUAUUUAUGCGUGUAUUAAAUAAGUCUAUUUAUCAAAAGUAUCGCUGGUGACUCUGACGUUUCUCUAUGGAGCAUGAUUUUAUUGUCUAUGCAACUAAGCACGAAUGUUGUGAUUUCGAAUUAGGCUAAGUAUUUUAAGAACUAAAUGUACCCAGUGUUCACAUGAUUCUUUAUAUGUAUCUCAAGCUUAAUACGGGAUACUCCUGACGCCAGUUUAUUCCAAAUUGUUGAACUACAUAAAUAUAAAGAUCCGUCGCAAUUUUGGAAGUAAGACACAACGCAUUUAGUUUAACGCUGUCUUGCUUCCACAAUAGUAACGGUGAGGUUUGACAACUCAUUGUAUAUGCGCUUAUACUUACGUACCGCAACAAACAGUUUUUACCCACUAUAGUAUGUCUAUUCGACAGACAGCGCCAUCUCUUUAACACAAACGGAACUUAGAUAGAUCAAGUUUCCAGCAUGGUACAAAAACAUUAUAAACUACAAAUUUUUAACUAUUUCUUUUAUUAUUUUUUAAUACAUAAUGAAUUACUAGUGCCAGGAGCACGCCCUCUAUUGUAAUAUAUUUCUGAACUCAACAUACGGCGUCUUCAUGUAACUGAUGAAGUACAAAUGUAUCUUUUAUGAUUAUCGAGUAACUGUACCGAGCUUGGUGUAGGCGAACACAGACGUUAUACAGGUUGCAAGGCAAGUCAAGGAUCGUUUAAUCAAUUUUCCAGGAAUCAUAUUCGUUUUUGGAUUGUACAGCGACAUCUAUGUGGUACAUAGGUAAUUAAGAAUACACAUGACAGUUGAUCGUUUGGUCAUACAAGUUUUGUCGCUAGCAAUCUUUAUACAAAAUUCGGAGGAUGGUACAGGGUAAUGAAACCCAUUUUAAAAUGGCUGAACUGAAUGUGUAAAGCUUAGUCCAAAAUUCCAUGUAAAAGAAAUUAUUAUUAUCAUGUACUGACCUUGGUAUCGCAUUUUCUAUUAUAUUGUCCACUCUUGAACAACUAUCUCGUAUUCAUCGUACUCUUUGAGUGCCAAAUAUAAUCAACAGACAAUGUCUUACGCUUGCCUUGCAGCCGUUUCUAGUAUACUUUCCUUUUUUACAUAAUCCCUUGUAUAUUACCUUUAUAUAGGGGUGUAUUAUGAUGUUUUAAAAACAUUGUUGAUUCAUCUCACAGGUUAGAAAUUAUACAAUUUAUGCUCGUACCAACUUAUUUAUUGAAUUGAACAUUACAUUAAGACAUCAGAAUACACUCCUGUUUCACUAGCCCAGCUGUUUCGCUUAAUUUAUUCCUAAGUACACAGUCUUAAAGACUAUUUUCCCCUGUCCGUGGGAGAUCAGACAGGGGAAACCUUAACGGUAACUAAUUGAUUUGAGUAGUGCUUUGUAACUAGUCUGAUCUCGAAACGAGGUAAUAAAGAUAUUGAUUGCAA
Trichoplusia ni (cabbage looper) is the source of this 5261-nucleotide messenger RNA. Its product is annotated as F-box only protein 9. Bases 203 to 1612 code for a protein of 469 amino acids. Lineage: Eukaryota; Metazoa; Arthropoda; Insecta; Lepidoptera; Noctuidae. Gene Ontology annotation, molecular function: protein binding. Gene Ontology annotation, biological process: SCF-dependent proteasomal ubiquitin-dependent protein catabolic process. Gene Ontology annotation, cellular component: SCF ubiquitin ligase complex. The transcript is spliced from 11 exons. The record is from RefSeq and is a predicted model, not a curated record.